Gryllus bimaculatus (two-spotted cricket) is the source of this 1377-nucleotide messenger RNA. Lineage: Eukaryota; Metazoa; Arthropoda; Insecta; Orthoptera; Gryllidae. The record is from the annotation of a GenBank genome assembly.
AUGAGUGAAACGGAGACGUGCGAGGAUUUAACCCCGCGAAGGCAAGGCUGGAGGGUUGGAGGCGGCAGCUCGCCGCCACCGCCGCGGGAGACGCGUGAGCCGCAAGGCGCGUGCGCGGCGCGCGCGGCCCGCCAUGGUUACAAGCCAACGGUGGAGGAGAUGCACCAGGGCGACUUCAGCGUGGCGGGCGUGUCGCUGACGCUGGACAUCCUGGACACGUCGGGCGCGUACGAGUUCCCGGCGAUGCGCGCGCUGUCCAUCUCGUCGGCGGACGCCUUCAUCCUCGUCUACGACAUCACCGACGCCGCCACCUUCGACGAGGCGCGCGCGCUGCGCGACCAGAUCCUGGAGACCAAGGCCGGCGCCCCCGCGCCCAUCGUCGUCGUCGGCAACAAGCUCGACCUGGCCGACGACGCCCGCGAGGUAGCGCCCUUCCGACCACCCAACACGUUCACAGUGGAGUACGACACGACGGAGUCGGUGGUGACAGUGGACUGGGAGAACGGCUUCGUGGAGUGCUCGGCGAAGGACAAUGUGAAUGUGGCCCAGGUGUUCAAGGAGCUGCUGACGCAGGCGAAGGUGAAGUACAACCUGAGCCCGGCGCUGCGCAAGCGCCGGCGCCAGUCGCUCCCGCGCCACUCCAUCUCGGAGGGCCCGGGCGGCGCCGGGCCGCACAUCCCGUCGCCCGCGCAGCUGCAGCACCUGCAACAGAUCCGCGAGCGCCAUUCGGGCUCCAAGCGCAACUCCUGCGUCGUCUGUCAGUUGGUGCUUCAAGGAGCAGACGCCGCCAUUAGAUGCACCGGUGAGCGCCAUUUGAGGCGCACAUUACAACUCAAUAAUUAACACAUUUUCCAAUUCUUCUAUUUUCGAAAGAAACUUUUGGACAUCGUUACGGGUUCGAAAACUUAUCCGCCCGGCUUCAAGGCGGUGGCCUCUCCAUGAGGACAAAUAUUCUCAUAAAGGAGGGGAAGGAUACAUCUUAGGAGUAGUCAGAUGACGUUAUGAUGUAAUUCAGUGAGAAAGCAUGGUAAAAACAUAUAAAACACUUUAUUUUCUCUAAUAUAAUGUUCCUCUUGUAUUAUUCUGUAAGGAAACUUGUAAUUUCUUUUUUGUGUUCUGUUGUGUUAAUAUGAUAAAAAGAAAGAGACUGGCGAUGGCUGUAAAUUAUUUUAAAAAGAGCGGAUAUAUAUAUUAAUAUAAGGAAGAAUUAUUUCAGUACGCUACUACACUUGCAUCAAACGCGUUCUAUAAAUUACAAAAAAUAAAUCUAAAAAUGUAGCGUAUUAACAUUGUACCUAAGAGAAUGAGAAAAAUGUAUAACCACAAGAAAAUUACUACAUAAACCAUAAUGAGCAGUAAAUAUCACAUUAUAAUUCU